Cavia porcellus (domestic guinea pig) is the source of this 8442-nucleotide messenger RNA. It is a transcript of the gene Lrp12, whose product is annotated as LDL receptor related protein 12. Gene Ontology annotation, cellular component: plasma membrane. Lineage: Eukaryota; Metazoa; Chordata; Mammalia; Rodentia; Caviidae. The record is from RefSeq and is a predicted model, not a curated record. The transcript is spliced from 7 exons. Gene Ontology annotation, molecular function: protein binding. Bases 2939 to 5461 code for a protein of 840 amino acids.
AAUUAUAACAAAUUCAAUCAUUGUUGAAGUAUAAAAAACAAAUCUUUCUAAUCCCAGUUAGUCUUUCUCCAGUUUGUGUGUAUAUGUAAGCUCAGGGCUUACAUAUGAAUGCAUGUCUGUGUCCAGCACACAUGUAUGACUUACAUAGAUACACACCUGUAGUAAACUGUACAUACAUGAUUUCAAAGAUAAACUAGGUCAUACUCUAAUGCUACUCUGGAAUAUUUUUAAUGCAAUAUUCUCAUCUACCAAACUUAGUGCAUGUAAACUUGUUUCAUAGUUUAUUAAAGUGUUUUGUUAAGACUGCUUCAUUUACUCGUGCACGUGUUGGUGUAGAUUGAGCGCCACUGUUUUCUAUUAUAAAGAGUUCCUAUGAGCACAGGCAUCAUCUCUGGGUUAGGGGAGAGGAGGCGUGGGGAAGUUAGACAGCCUGCCCCACAUUGCUCAGUAAGUGGUGCAGGCGGUGUGAGCAUCCUGGCAGUCAUUCCAGAAGCACGGACGCAAAUGCUGCUUUAUACUACUUCUUAGUUUCUUCUGCCUAUCUUUACUCUGCUUUCUGAAUUGGAAAAAAAUUUCAUAUCUAAAAUACACAUCAUAAAACUAGUUGCAUGUGCUACGAUAAGGAUAUUAGACACUUUUAGGCAGAAUUCCUACUUGUGGGAUGCAGCGGCCCUGCAUCUGCUUGGCAAGCGCAGGGUCCUGAGUUUGAUUUCCAGUACCAAAACAGAAACAGUCCCUUUGGUAGGAUGAAAUACUCACAACACCUGUGCUGUAAAGGAGGCAACGAUGUGUUUGGCUCCUGGUAGCCGAGGUUUCAGUGCAGGGGAUGGGGGCUGGUUCCAGGGUGGAUGGCAAGAGGAAGGCUGCGGUGGAGGUGGAGAAGCGCCAUCCCUGGGAAGCACGGUGCGAGAGGGAGCAGGGAGUCAGAGCCUGGACCGCCUCCUACCAGCACCUUCAGCUGGCUGGUGGCUCCCUGGUGGGCCAGGCAAUACCUGGGGGCCACUUGUGAAGGUGACACGGAAGCCUCAGUGUCACGAAUGGCACAGCGUGUUGUCAUGGCUGCGCAGAACGAGAAGUAGGAGGUUUAAGCCCAAGCUGUGUCGUGCACCCAGAUGAUUGAGAACAGGAGAGGACUUGCUGGCUCCUGCUUCGGUGUCUGGGGUGCAUGCACCCCCGUGCAUCCACUGCUGUUUCGUACUUGUGAGUUGCAAGGGCUGAAGCAAUUUAUCAUGGCAAACUUCAGGAGGUAUUGCAUUGAAUCUGCUUCUCACUGUGAUUUUGUUACCUGUUUUUAGGCACAUAGCAUGGUGGAGAGAUGGAUGUGUGCUUUCUGGUAGUUUCAGGUCUCGUGUGUAGUGUUUAACAGUGCUGGGGAAAAGGUGUGCCUGGUGUGGUGUCAGCACACCGUGCUUGAGUAACUCUGAUCGGGUUUAUUUAUAGAGUUAGUAUGGCUUACACACCUAUUUCACCUUACUACUCUGUCAUUAUUGAUUGAGAGAAACAGCAGUGCUUUUUAUUUUGAAGGAUGUAGCUAUUAGCAAAAAAUGUGGUUUUGCUAUUGUUACUUGAUUCUGUAGUGAGUGUAGAGUUACAGAAAUGAACGCCCACUCCGGGCAAUUGCCAGGCACUGUAGGCGUGACUUCGCCGCCCUCACCCCGGCCUCAGUGCAGGGAGCCACCUGCAGCCCUCCAGCAGUCAGAAAUGAUGUCUGGAGGACACGUCCUUAGUUAGAGCUGUGCCGUUCGCUUUGCCUCCAGCCACCUAAGAGAACCUUGCCCAGGCCUCCCAGUUCCUUCUGACCUGCUUCCUUCCCGCCCACCCUGGGGAGAAUUCCUUCUGUGUGUGUGGUGCCCGCCAGCGGUGGUGAUGCCACAUCCAGCCAGCAGGCUAGAGUCACAGUCUCAGGAAAGAGCACAGUAGAGGGAAGUGAUUUACAGUAAAAGAUGAGAGUACCUGGGGGCUGGAGGUUUAGCUCAGCGGCAUCAGCGCCUGCCUUGCAAGCAGGCAGUCGUGAGUUCGAUCCCUGGUACCAAAAAAAGGAAAAAGACAAAAAAAAAAAAAAAAGAUGAGAGUACCUGAAGGGACACUGCUCACAUUCAUCUAGGCAGUGAGUUAAACAUCCGCAGUACGUUAAAUGCUGGUCUGUUAGAACCACACUUUCAUUUAAUGAGGGCUGCAUUUAGUAAGUUAUUUGCAUGUUUUUGUGUGCCCAGCUCUGGAGUGAGGUAUAGAAAACCAAGGGCUUCUAAACUAGGGUACCACUCUCAUUGCUCUUAAACUGUUAGAGUUGGUGAGAAAAGCUGAAAGAUUUAGGAAACAGUAACACAAGACAUUAUUGAAAGAACCAGUAUCAGCAUAUGUGACCCUCCAAGUCCUUACACUAUAGCUCUGGCUGAUGGUACUUGGUGUAAGAGAAAUGCUUUGGUGUUUUGUUUUGCUUUGUUUUGUUUUGAUUACUUACCAUUAACCAGAACUGUAGGCAUAGCCCAGCCUUAGAGAAAAAGGCACUGGGACACCAUCAGCUUUCACCAGUACCACCGAAAGAACACAGUGCCCAGGAUGCCGUGCCCUCCCCUUCCCUGGCUCACCCUGGACUCUUUUCACCUCACACACUCCUGGGCAGCUGCCUCGCCCUCUGCCCUCUGCCCUUUGCCCUCUUCCCUCUGCCCUCUGCCCUCUGCCCUCUGCCCAGCAGCCGCAGCUGGGCCAUGGUCAUGGAGAGACUGAAACCAUAGCAAAUGCUCAAAGCAGUGACCUGCUGGGACCGGGCUCCUGGGGCUGGCGGGCGGGAAGAGAACUCAGAUACCGCUAGGUGUCACCCAGAGCAGCCACAGAAGAACAAAAGGGAAGAAACUGGAGAGAGGAGUUGGGAAAGAGAAAGGAAAGUCAGAACUUGGAAAGAGUGGGUUCUGAAACCGGCUUGACCAGGAAUCCAGUGAUGGAAGACAGUCAGGAGCUCCUAGGUGGAGAAGGAAGUGGCGCUCUUGCAGAACAUUCUGAAAAUGUGCGUAUUUCAGGAGUGUCAGCUGCUUGUGGAGAGACUCCAGAACAAAUCCGGGCCCCAAGUGGUAUAAUCACCAGUCCAGGCUGGCCGUCUGAGUACCCUGCCAGACUCAACUGCAGCUGGCUCAUAAAGGCAAAUCCAGGAGAAAUCAUCACUAUAAGUUUUCAGGAUUUUGACGUUCAGGGUUCCAGAAGAUGCAGUUUGGACUGGUUGACGAUAGAAACAUUCCAGAACGUGGAGAGUUACAGGGCCUGUGGCUCCACCAUCCCCCCUCCGUACAUCUCUUCGCAGGACCACGUGUGGGUCAGGUUCCACUCAGAUGACAGCGUCUCCAGGAAGGGCUUCAGGCUGGCCUACUUUUCAGGAAAAUCAGAGGAGCCCAGCUGUGCUUGUGACCAGUUUCGCUGUGGGAACGGGAAGUGCAUCCCGGAAGCCUGGCGGUGUAACAGCAUGGACGAGUGUGGAGACGGCUCUGAUGAGGAGGUCUGUGCCCGAGAAGCGAGCCCUCCCACGGCUGCUUCCUUUCAGCCCUGCGCAUACAACCAGUUCCAGUGUCUGUCCAGGUUCACCAAGGCUUACACCUGCCUCCCCGAGUCUUUGAAAUGCGACGGGAACAUCGACUGCCUGGACCUCGGGGACGAGAUCGACUGUGACGUGCCGACGUGUGGGCAGUGGUUGAAGUAUUUCUACGGUACUUUCAAUUCUCCCAACUACCCUGACUUCUAUCCUCCCGGAAGCAACUGUACCUGGUUGAUAGACACGGGUGACCAUCGUAAGGUCAUCAUACGCUUCACGGACUUCAAACUCGACGGCACUGGCUAUGGUGACUAUGUGAAAAUAUACGAUGGGCUGGAGGAGAAUCCACACAAGCUUCUGCGGGCACUGACUGCUUUCGAUUCGCACGCACCCCUCACAGUUGUCUCUUCCUCGGGACAAAUACGGGUGCAUUUUUGUGCAGAUAAAGUAAAUGCCGCCAGGGGGUUCAAUGCCACUUACCAGGUCGAUGGCUUCUGUCUGCCCUGGGAAAUACCCUGUGGCGGGAACUGGGGCUGCUACACCGAGCAGCAGCGCUGUGACGGGUACUGGCAUUGCCCAAACGGGAGGGACGAAAUCAACUGUACCAUGUGCCAGAAGGAAGAGUUUCCCUGUUCCCGAAACGGAGUCUGUUAUCCCCGCUCGGACCGCUGCAACUACCAGAAUCACUGCCCCAACGGCUCAGAUGAGAAAAACUGCUUUUUCUGCCAGCCGGGCAAUUUUCAUUGUAAGAACAAUCGCUGUGUGUUUGAGAGCUGGGUGUGUGACUCGCAGGACGACUGUGGGGACGGCAGUGACGAGGAGAACUGCCCAGUGAUCGUGCCGACCAGAGUGAUCACCGCGGCCGUCAUCGGGAGCCUUGUCUGCGGCCUGCUGCUCGUCAUCGCCCUGGGCUGCACGUGCAAGCUCUACUCCCUGCGGAUGUUCGAACGGAGAUCCUUUGAGACCCAGCUGUCCAGAGUGGAAGCCGAACUGCUGAGAAGAGAAGCGCCUCCCUCGUACGGACAGCUGAUCGCGCAGGGCCUGAUCCCACCCGUGGAGGACUUUCCAGUGUGUUCGCCUAAUCAGGCCUCCGUGCUGGAGAACCUGCGGCUGGCCGUGCGGUCGCAGCUGGGCCUCACGUCCAUCAGGCUGCCCACGGCUGGCAGGUCCGGUGGCCUCUGGAACCGGAUCUUCAGCUUCGCCAGGUCGCGGCGCUCAGGCUCCCUGGCCUUGGUCUCAGCGGACGGCGACGAGGCAGUGCCCAGCCCGGGCGCCGGCAGAGACGCAGAGCGCGGCCCCGCGCACAGGGGUUUGUUUUCGGUGGAAUCCGAGGACGCCGAUGCGGAGGCCGAGCGCAGGGACGCGGGGGGCGCGGCGGGCGGCGUGGCGGCCCCCCUGCCACAGAAGGUGGCGCUGGGCCCGGCCGUGGAGGCCACGGGGAGCGCGCAGGGCACGCGGGGCGCGGCUGAGGCGGCCCACGCGCGGGACAGGGACAGGGACGCGCACGCCGAGGCCCCGGGCGCCAGCCCCGCGCGGCACCAGCUCUCCAGCGCGCUGAGCCGCGUCACGCAGGGGCUGCGCUGGGUGCGGCUCACGCUGGGGCGCGCGGGGCCGGCGCCGCAGAGCCAGAGCCCGCUGAGACAGCUGCCGCCCGCGGCCGGCGGGGGCGCGCGCGAGGAGGAGGACCAGGACGACGACGUGGAGCUGCUCAUCCCCGCCGCCGACGGCGCCGACUGCUCCCGGCCGCUGCUGGACCUGGUCCCCGAGCCGGGGCCCGGGCCUCGGCCGCCGCCCGGCGCCGCCCUCCCCGCUGCCAGGCCCGGCCGCGACGGGCCCUGCGAGCGCUGUGGCAUGGUGCACACCGCCCAGGUGCCGGACGCGUGCCAGGACGUGGCGCGCAAGGGCGAGGCCGGCGACGACGAGGCGCUGCUGCUGUGCUAGACCGGCCGACCUGUGCCAUCCGGUCCUGUCCAGUCCAGUCUGAGGGAAGCGUGCAGGACGCCCUCCCGCUCUGCUCCGUCCGCUUGCAUGGCCCAGUUGGAGGCCCUGCGACUCUGCGCCCAGAGCUACGUCCUGCCCCGCGUGCCCUCCCGCCGUGUGGCUCUUAGCCUGAUGCCAUAGUCAUGGUGGACACAGCUGCUGAACGCCUUCGUCCUCGGUCCCAUCCUGCGUUACCGAGUUCGUGCAGAAGUACCUCUCGGUCCAGCCCUUCAUGCUUUUUGGCCAGCACAUCUUGUAACAGUACACUAGACAGGAAGGUGGUCAGUGUGCGGAGAGAACAACUCUUGCGCUCACCUUUUAUUUGUGUGAUACAUAGUUGUCUUCUGUUGAAUUUAUCAUAAUAUUAUCUUGUCAAAGGGAAAAACUUCUCGAAACUUUUAUGUUUGACAUAGAGUGAUGUGGAUUUAGGUAGAGUUAGAUGAGUUAAUGGCAAAAAUAAACUUUUAUAGGUUUUUCUAAUACUGACUUUAAUACUCUAACAUGGUACAAACCAAAUGGUAAGAUCCCAAGUCAUUUCUGUUUUGACCUCUGUUCAGGACAGAGUUAAGCAGAUGAAGAUCCUCUACUAUGCAUUGAACUUUGAACUUUAUAAAGUGUACAGAGCUGGUACAUGUAAGUUCCUCCUGGUAACGUCUGGCCCUAGUAUCCUAGGGCCGCGCCUGCAUUGGACCCUACGGAUUUGCACUAAAGUCGUGUGGAGGCCUCAGCCGAGUUCAGUGCACUUGCACGAUCACUUUAAUACUGAUACUUGCUACCACAGCAACUCUGUUUCCAUAGCUUUGUUUGGGGUGGGGAGCAUUUGUAUCACAACUUGAAGUCGCUUUGCCAGUGUCAUAUUUAUUUGUUGUGUUUAAAAGCCACGUUAUUGUAAAGAGUGAAUUUUUUCAGUGUAUUUUAUUCAUGGGGGGGGUCAUGCUGUAAUUUUGAAGAAAAGCGAGUUAAGACAAAAUUCAGAUUGCCUCCCUUUUUUAGUAGAAAGAAUUGCAAAGCCUGUUUAUUUUUUUAUUGCCGACUCCUGUUUAUUUAUUCUUUAGCUGUCUGUUUUAGUAGCUUCAUGAUUGAGUACAAAAUGUAUUUGUGUGAUUAUUGCUAUUUAUUAAAUUUAAGUACUUUGCUGAAUGUCAUUUUAAAGCAUGUUUGAGGUCUUGUGUACUUGUCCUGUUGUGCUGUCAGGAAGAACUGACUAAAAUGUUUUAAUAUGUAUCAAAAAUUAAAAUGAUUUUUUAUUGCCUUGAGGUACUUUUUAAAUCAAAGUCGUUUUUUAUUUUUGUUGAAUCAUGUUACAAAUUCAGAUUCAGGCUAUAAAACAGUGCAGAAGAAAGGGAAAACCAGCACAUGCUUGUCACUGCAGAGGAAAACUAGCUGGUACUCGGCCGGGUGAGGGCCGCCUGGGCCUGGGCCUGGGCCUCGGAAGGUCAGCUGGCGCAGUUGGGUCUGUUCUCUGUUAUUUUUACAUACCCGUCAGCGCCCAUAAGAGUACUCUGAAAGAAUUAGGUCAGUAAGUUAAACUUUUAGGUCCUCUUAAUAAUACACUUUUGACAAGGAGAUUGGUUUUAUUUUCUGGCGUGUGCUUUGCCUUUUUUUAUUAGGUAAUACACCUUCCUGGCUCGGCAGCGGGAAGUGGGUCCCUCCCCACCCCUGAGGCCAGUCCUAGUUCCCCCUCGGAGACGUGUGCCAGUGCCACGUUCUUAUCCGGCCCUCCGGAAGCGGCUCGCUCUGUGUGACUGGAUGUCUGCAAACGGCACAUGUCCCAACACAGAUGGUACUGUACAUGCAUUUUCUGCACUUUCCCAAGAGGAAAUACGUCAGUAACUUUCAAGUACUUAAAAUCGAGUAUCUGGUACUUUAUAAUCUUUAAAUUAGUGGUCGAUCCUGAAUUUAGGGCUUGGGUUUUUUUAAGCUACUUGUUGAAUAGUACAUCUUUCUUUUAUUUGAGAUUCAGCUUCAGUGUUGUAAAAUGCCGCGUUGUCUGGGUAUGUUUCUACACUAAUUCUCCUUGCAGUUAAUCUGUCUCCUUUUGUGUGUGGUUUUUUUUGUUUUUUGUUUUUUGUUUUUUUUUUUUUUUGUCGUUUUCAUUUUUAUCGGUACCGGGGAUCGAACUCACGACCUCCUGCUUGCAAGGCAGCUGCUUAUGCCGCUGAGCUAAAUCCCCAGCCCCAUCUGUCUCCUUUUGUGCCAGCACUACAUUGGUUUAGUAACCCUUUUUAGAAUAUGUCUAAUAUUCUUGCAUAGUUUUACAUCUGAGCUUUAGAAUCAACUUGAGACCCACAAACUUUUUUUUUUUUUUGGACAGUUUUAAUUUUGUUAAUUAGGGGAAUUUUAUGUCAUCCUGUGGAGAGCAUUUUUCUAAGUCAUGGUGCCCUCUCUCUGAACUGUGCCUGUUUAUUUGGGGGGCUGUUAUUUCCUUCAGAUGUAGUUUACCUUACAGAAAUGUCAAACGUCUUUAAGGUUUAUCCUUCAUAAACCUCAUCAUUUUGUCACUGUGCCUCAGCAAAGGCCUUCCCAUGUAUUACUGGGUAAAGGCAAUGGAUUGGUAGUGUUAGUCUUCUACCCAGCCAGCAGACUUCGCUUUCCUAUAGUUUGAAAUCAUCUCAUUUACAGGCCUCCAUAGGCAGAUUGCCUACGAAUUUGUGUGUCAUUUAAUCACUAGUAAAUGCUUGUAGAAAAACAUUAACACUGGCUGUGAGCAGGGUUGAGAUACAUAGGUGUGAUCACUCUGAGUGUCCACUGACUCCAUUUCAAACAAGGUUUCUAAGAAUGCACGUUGAAAUUUAUUACAUGCCUUUUCAACAUCCGUGGGGUAUUCCAGUGAUUCUCCUUUGAUUCCGGUAUGGUGGAUUUUAUAAAUACAUUUUGUAACUAAACCAUGCUCAUCUUUGCAUUCCUGAAAUAAACUCUAUUUGACAGUGUGUAUUUUCUAA